Molecule: messenger RNA, 1824 nt
Organism: Bufo gargarizans (Asiatic toad)
Lineage: Eukaryota; Metazoa; Chordata; Amphibia; Anura; Bufonidae
Gene: PMPCB
Product: peptidase, mitochondrial processing subunit beta
Exons: 12
Coding region: 21-1481 (486 amino acids)
Cellular component (GO): mitochondrion
Molecular function (GO): metal ion binding; metalloendopeptidase activity
Source: RefSeq, a predicted model, not a curated record
UUCAGGGCGGAAGUUACGUCAUGCAUCAGCUUAGCGCAAACAUGGCGGCGUCCGUGCUGAGACUCGGCAGAUCUCUAGGGCGGAAAGUGAUUAGCGGCGUGACAGACAGGUCACAGCAAAUACAGUUCGGUAUAAAGAAAUACCGAUCUACCCAGCCAGCGACACAGGCAAUACUGAAUGUCCCAGAGACUAAGGUAACCACAUUAGAAAAUGGCCUUCGAGUUGCCUCUGAAGACUCUGGAAUUUCUACCUGUACGGUUGGUAUGUGGAUUGAUGCUGGAAGCAGAUAUGAAAAUCAGAUGAAUAAUGGGACUGCCCAUUUCCUGGAGCACAUGGCAUUUAAGGGAACCAAAAAACGUUCCCAACUGGACCUGGAGCUUGAAAUAGAAAACAUGGGUGCUCACCUGAAUGCAUAUACAUCAAGAGAACAGACUGUGUAUUAUGCGAAGGCUUUUUCCAAAGAUCUGCCUAGAGCUGUGGAGAUCCUUGCUGACAUUAUACAGAACAGCACCUUGGGUGCUGCUGAGAUUGAACGUGAAAGAGGAGUCAUCCUACGUGAGAUGCAAGAAGUAGAGACUAAUCUACAGGAAGUGGUCUUUGACUACCUACAUGCAACUGCCUAUCACAACACUGCUCUGGGAAGAACUAUCCUGGGACCUACUGAAAACAUCAAAUCUAUAAACAGAAAUGACUUGGUUGAAUAUAUAACAACGCAUUAUAAAGGACCUAGGAUUGUUUUGGCUGCUGCCGGUGGUAUCUCACAUGAUGAGCUGCAUGACUUAGCCAAGUAUCAUUUUGGUAACCUGCCAGCAACCUAUGAAGGAGAGACUCUACCACCGUGCACUUUCACAGGCAGUGAGAUUCGUGUACGCGAUGAUAAAAUGCCACUUGCUCAUAUUGCUAUUUCUGUUGAAGCUGUUGGCUGGUCUCAUCCAGAUACAAUUCCACUCAUGGUGGCCAACACAUUGAUUGGCAACUGGGAUCGGUCCUUUGGAGGUGGCGUGAAUUUGUCCAGUAAGCUUGCCCAGAUUACAUGUCAUGGGAACUUGUGCCACAGCUUCCAGUCCUUCAAUACCUGUUACACAGACACUGGACUCUGGGGCCUGUACAUGGUUUGUGAGCCAAAUACAGUGGAAGAUAUGAUGCAUUUUGUACAAAGAGAAUGGAUAAGACUCUGCACAAGUGUUACAGAAGGGGAAGUUGCAAGAGCAAAAAACCUGCUGAAAACAAAUAUGUUGCUUCAGUUAGAUGGUUCAACCCCUAUCUGUGAAGACAUUGGCCGUCAAAUGUUGUGUUAUAACCGAAGAAUACCUUUGCCUGAACUGGAGGCAAGAAUAGACUUAAUUGAUGCCCAGACCAUAAGGGAUGUGUGUACCAAAUACAUUUAUAACAAGAAUCCAGCAAUAGCAGCAGUUGGGCCGAUUGGACAGCUCCCUGGAUACGACCGGAUUUGCAAUGGCAUGUACUGGCUUAGACAGUAAUCCGAGCCUGUCCACUAACAUUUAUAUUUUAAAAUCCCAUGUGAUUUGCAGGAGUUUUUUGUAAUAUAAGAAUGUUUCUAUGAGCCUUGUAGGUCUCGGUUUGUGUUAGAUGCUUAUUAGAAAGGUUUUCCGAGAUCAGCAAAAAUGUACCUUGAAAUAGCUAUUACUUCCCUGAUAAAUUCCUCCACCACCCUCUAGUGGAUCUACAUUGGUCUAAGUUUAGGCUGGUUUCACACGGCGUUGCGGGAAAAGGUGCGAUUUUUUCCGUGCGAGUGCAAAACAUUGUAAUGCGUCUUGCACGCAUGUGAGAAAAAUCUGCAUGUUUGGUACCCGAACUUCUUCA